AUGAUCGCGCGUCGCGUAAUCCGGCUGACUGAAGAAAAGAAAAGAAAAGGAAAGGAAAAGAAAAAGAAAAAGAAAAAGAAAAGAAUAAUCGAUUUAGGCCGACCAACCCUUGAAGCAUACUUCACUGAAAUAAACCUGGCCAUAGAGUGCUCUCUGAAAGCUGCUAGAGACCUCCCACACUGGGCUUCCAAACACAACAUUGAUGUUGAGGAAGACCUAUUCCGCAUACCAUGGAACUUCCCAUUCUUCCUCGCAAUGAUGCCCAUCAUCGGCGUGCUCGCUGCAGGGUGCUGUUGGGUCCUUAAACCAUCCGAGCUAGCACCAAGUUGCUCGAAGCUCCUAGGGGACCUCGUACCACAAUACCUGGAUCAGAGAGCAUGUAGGGUCACCCAGGGAGGUGUGGAGGAGACUACAGCACUCUUAGACCUCAAAUGGGACCACAUCUUCUAUACAGGAUCCACCAGAAUCACAUGCCACAUAGCACAAAAAGCCACUGCACACCUGACAUGGACAACCCUUGAACUAGGUGGGAAAUGUCCCAUACUCCUAGACCCCUCCACGGACUUGGACCUGGCAGCGAAAAGGAUCUUAUUUGGGAAAAGCCACAACUUCAGGCAGACUUAUGUAUCCCCAGACUACCUCCUCAUACCCACCCAAAAUGACCCCUCCAUCCUCACAUGCAUAAUCGAAUCCUUCCACCAUGCAUAUACCUCAUUCUUCCCCUCUGACUCACACCGACUCACACUCUCCCGAAUAUCCUCCUCCACCCACUUCACCCACCUCACCACACUGCUAUCCAACAUGAAAGGUUGUGUCAUCCUAGGUGGGCACACCGACACCACGACUCUCCAGAUGGACUUAACCAUGGUGACGGGUGUGCAGGAAGAUGACCCACUGAUGAGCGAAGAGAUCUUCGGGCCAAUAUUACCCAUCCUCAAAGUUCGCAAUUGGGAGGAAGCCAUUCAGAUAGUGGGCAGGGUAUCAGGAACACCAUUGGUGGUGUACAUGUUUUCAGAGGAUGGGGGUAUCAAAGAGAUGGUGAGGAAAUGCAUGAGGAGUGGCAGCCUCAUGUGUAAUUGCACAUUCUUGCAGAUGGCUGUGUAUGAAUUACCAUAUGGUGGCAUCGGUGAAUCUGGCUCUGGAUGCAGCAACAAAGCAUGCAUGGAAGAAUUCUCCAACAUCCAUUCCCAAAUUGACGUUCCCACCUCCAAGUUGUGA
Messenger RNA from Desarmillaria tabescens, 1218 nucleotides. Its product is annotated as aldehyde dehydrogenase. The coding region runs from base 1 to 1218 and encodes 405 amino acids. NCBI's taxonomy places the organism in Eukaryota, Fungi, Basidiomycota, Agaricomycetes, Agaricales, Physalacriaceae. The record is from RefSeq and is a predicted model, not a curated record. Gene Ontology annotation, cellular component: cytoplasm. Gene Ontology annotation, molecular function: aldehyde dehydrogenase (NAD+) activity. The transcript is spliced from 8 exons. Gene Ontology annotation, biological process: aldehyde metabolic process.